AUGAAGCGCGCAUUGGCUGGAGAUCCCACCAGCUCCGCAGAGAAAGGCUCAGCGCCAGCCGCUCCAACCGCGACAGAGAGUUUCACAGUCGGCAGGCUUCUACGACGAGGCACUUUUGACAAGCUCUCUGACGUGCAGGAUGAGGGCUCCCUUUUGAAGAUCAAG
This is a messenger RNA of Symbiodinium pilosum, 165 nucleotides long. The record is from the annotation of a GenBank genome assembly. Lineage: Eukaryota; Dinophyceae; Suessiales; Symbiodiniaceae.